Molecule: messenger RNA, 2875 nt
Organism: Eremomyces bilateralis CBS 781.70
Lineage: Eukaryota; Fungi; Ascomycota; Dothideomycetes; Eremomycetales; Eremomycetaceae
Product: HET-domain-containing protein
Exons: 2
Coding region: 30-2618 (862 amino acids)
Source: RefSeq, a predicted model, not a curated record
UAUCAUCAAUUCAGGAUAUCAUAUUAUCAAUGGAAGCAACUAUUGCACGUAUCCCACAAACACUCACUCUUUGGGAGAAAACCUUUACAUCAGAAGAUUUUAUACCCAUUGCAUUCCCUAAUGUCUCCAAUCCAGUACUAAAGCUCAAAUUUAUGGUCCCGGAUCACACUGGCCAGAUAUCUCAUAUCCGCCGCAAUCUACUUUGCGACGGUGCACUCUGCAAGGGAGCCAAGGAUCUCAUACACGGUCAAUUUUUUCAUUGCCUAGACUGCGUCGAGAGUAUAGAUCUCUGCGAACGAUGCAUUACACAUCCACAAAACGCCCAUGACAAGUCCCAUACGUUGCUUAGUCUACACUGUAGACCGCACCAGCCUCAUGAGCAGUCGCGUCGGAUUGUCUCGACAGAACACGGGGUUCAUGACGAAGAAUUCUUAGAAUUCGAGCUAACAACACAGACUUUACGGCGGGACUUUCCUAUCGUCUGGGAAGGGCUGGAUCAAAGUCCUCCGGCAGCGAAUUGGCCUCUAGCGGAGGGCGAAAAGUUCAAACUACGAUUGAAGCGACCGGCCCAAAAUUGUUCCGUAUACACCAUUGCUUAUCCUAGGGACAGAAAGAAGCUUGCCAGUUUACGCGAGUUUGAAUCCGCUUCCAACCCAGAGAUUGAAUAUCAUUUAGAGUUCUAUGAUAGCCUUCCUUGGUCGCACGAUCGUGUUGUACCAGUGUCUAAUGGAUCAACUCCAGUUCCCCACCCGCUGGAUCGAAGCUUUAGACGGGUAAAUCAAAAUUCAGGGAGCGAUGAGUGCUUUCAACUUGCCCGAGAUUGGCUCCAAGGAUGCCGUUCGAGUCACCCAGAAUGCGAUCAUGCUUCCGUCAGAUCUCUCCCGACCCGAGUGCUCGACGUCCAAGGAGUUGAUUCUACGCGUGUAUUUCUUUGUCACACCGCUAACCUGGCGGGAGAGUACAUAGCCCUGAGUUACUGCUGGGGGCCACCACCCAAAGGCAUUCAAACCACGAAAGAAAAUCUACAUGAGCACCAGAACGCUGGGUUACUCAUCGAAGACCUGCCGCCAACUAUCCGAGAUGCUAUUCGCGCAACACAAGCGCUUGGCAUCAAAUAUCUUUGGGCUGAUCGCCUUUCUAUCAUCCAGGACGACGCAGAUGACUGGGCUCGCGAGGCCGGUAGAAUGUGCAAUAUCUACGAAGAUGCCGCACUUACACUUAGCGUUGAUGAUAGUGUCAGCGUUUGGGAUGGUAUAUUUGGGGACCAGAACCAUGCCAAUUUGAAGUACCAACAACUCGAGGGGUACCCACUGCUGUUCCGUGGGGAGACGCCUCACAAAGACCUCGACACGGAUUACGAUCACAAAGCUCCGCUGCAUCUUCGCGCUUGGACUUUACAGGAGCGGCUUAUGAGCCGUCGAAUUCUUCAUUUCACGUCCAACGAAUUGGUGUGGGAAUGCAAUCGGAAGACGGAGUGCGAGUGUAGACGCCAGUCCAGCGCCUCUCGUGGAAGGCUUAAUGCUAAAAUGCUUGCAAACAAAGCUCGCUUGUAUGAUGAGUGGAGAGUCCUGGUGCCAGAAUACACUUCAAGAUCAUUGACUGUGGAGUCAGACAAGCUGGCCGCCCUCUCCGGUCUUGUCACAAGAUUCCAAAAUCUCAUGACGCAAGUUGCUGGAGAAUCAGAUGCGUGUCUCGCAGGCCUCUGGAGCGGUAAUUUAGCCGCUGAACUUGCCUGGCUACCCUCCGAUGGACACGCACAGUCACUCUGGCUCAAAAGCAGUGACGGAAAGGAGGAUCCCGAACUUCCGACUAAUGCCGCAGAAAUAGAGCGAUGGGUCGCAGAGAAGGUAUCAAAACACAAAAGGCGCACUCCCGAGACCUAUAUCGCACCAUCUUGGAGCUGGGCAUCAAUACAAGGGCCGGUGUCAUACUUUAGAUGUUAUCCGCCAUCGCCAUUCGCGAACCAGAUCAACGCUACUCAAGCAGCAAUCAAGUUGAAGAACAAACUUCAACCUAACGGGCCAGUUGAACGGGCUAGGCUCACGAUCCGAGGUCACAUUGUCAGCAAUCUACGUCUUUUCGCCAACCACAACCUGGUUCAUAUCAAAGACCGGACAGGAAAAGGUCCUAAGGAGGUGUGCACAGUAACAUGUGCAGGCAAAUACGCCAUCAAAUUCCGACCAGACGACCAUCUCGGCGCCAUUCGCGACUACGGCAACAAAUCAAUGACCGUCAAAUGUCUUCUCCUCGGCACCCAGGACGUUGUCGAAAUUGUCGGAACGCCCUCAACUAUAACAAUGAACUACCCAGAGGCUCGACUCGAAGCUUUACGGGAAGACGACACUGGCCUGAAGGAACUCUCCGAAGAACAACAACAGCAGGUGUCCAGCAAAGAGAGUCAGAAUGGAGGAUCGAACCUUUUGCCGGAUAUAUUUGGCGCAGAGGAAAAACGCAACUUGAUUCGCUGUUCGUUCUACAUCAUUCUGGCGCCGUCCGUGGAUCAAGCAGGGGACUUUGUGAGAAUAGGUUGUUUUGAAGUAGGCAAGAGUCGUGGUAGCGCAAGAAUAAUGCGCAAGAUUAUGGAGAUGUCAAAAUGGGAGGAAGUUACGAUUCUUUGAGGACGUUCUGGAGUAGGAUAGGAAAAGGGAUUGCUGAGUAUAAAUACCGGAAAAUCUAUGGUAAAUCUUUCUACUAGUUACCUACUACAAAAUUGAUGCCUAGUAAACUUCUUUACAGCCAUUGCUUGUUCCCGUACUGACUAAGGAAAGCUCCGCCAUCACGCCAUGACCCGAGUGCCUAUCAAUUAGACACUCAAUUUGGGUCCUUUAGAGCCUAAUUCGAUGCCACGGUGCCGGAGAUUCGAUUUACAGCGCCU